This is a messenger RNA of Polyodon spathula (Mississippi paddlefish), 2290 nucleotides long. Its product is annotated as synaptophysin-like protein 2. The coding region runs from base 255 to 986 and encodes 243 amino acids. The transcript is spliced from 6 exons. Gene Ontology annotation, cellular component: synaptic vesicle membrane; synaptic vesicle. Lineage: Eukaryota; Metazoa; Chordata; Actinopteri; Acipenseriformes; Polyodontidae. The record is from RefSeq and is a predicted model, not a curated record.
GUAAAUGCAAUGGACGCGCUGUCAAGCUAUUUGCAUUGCUACUGACAGGCACGCCCCGCGUCGACGCGUCUAAGGGCGAGUCGUGUGCUCCCCUCCGCCGUGCCAGGUCAGAAAAAGUUUGGAGAGAAGGAGGAUGAGGCUCGCUGAGAGUCCGGUUGAGUAAGACUGUGCUUGCAGACAGCUCAGCAACCCAUUUCGCAGCAGGAGGAAGUUUUGUAAAUCUGUGAAUUGCAGAAUCAAAACCUCGACGCAAUAUGCAAGUGGCCGCUCAAAAAGUUAUGACGACUGGGUUCCGGCUGGAUUUUGCGCCUCUGAAAGAGCCGCUGGCCUUCAUCAGGUGCUUGCAAUGGAUCUUUGCUAUAUUUGCGUUUGCCACCACCGGAGGGUACACGGGACAGACCGCGGCUUCUGUGAAGUGCACCGGGAAGACCGUGGCCGACAACGUAACAGUGCACUUCGCUUACCCGUUCAGGUUGAACCUCGUCAAGUACGAGGCCCCGCUCUGCAACAACGUGUCCGGCUCUGAAACCCUGUACCUGUCUGGAGAUUUCUCCUCCUCCGCGGAGUUCUUCACCACCAUCGGAGUCUUCGCCUUCCUUUACUGCACUGGGGUGCUCAUCAUCUACCUGGGGUUCCAGCAGCGCUAUCGAGAGAGCAGCAGGGGGCCCGUGAUUGAUUUGGUCGUGACGGGGGUCUUUGCCUUCAUGUGGCUGGUGUCAUCCUCGGCUUGGGCUAAAGGACUGACGAACGUCAAGACGUCAGUGAGCCCCAACAGCAUCAUCCAGGCCAUAGCCGUGUGCAAGGGCUCUGUGGUGUGUACCGCAGGGGCCGUGCCUGCCAUGGGCCGGCUCAACGUCUCUGUGAUCUUUGGUUUCCUGAAUCUGAUACUGUGGGGAGGGAGCGCCUGGUUUGUGUACAAGGAGACCCCCUGGCACAAACCAGCCAAUCCACAAGGAUCUGUGGAGGAAGGAGCCAAUCAGAACUAACUGCACAUUGUGACGUCACUCCUGUCCUGUCUGCCAAUCACAGCGCAACCUGUUUUUUGUUUUUUUUCUUUUUAAUCCUUUUACAUACAAGAGAAAUAGUAGAAUAUCAAACACACAUCUCCUCAGCACCCUUUGAGUUUAACAUUCAACUCAAGCCUGGAUUGCACCAAUGUUAGCGUUACUGUAGACACAGCAGAAUUAAACAGGGUGUCUAAGUGGUGCCAGUGUCAUUUUUAUAAAUCUAUGAUCCGGUUACAUUUGAUUCUUGCCAGUAAACUUGCAGGACGAUAGGGUGGGGACAGCAGCUGACAUUGAUAAGCUAUGAACAGUCUCUAGCACUUGCUGCAUUCAGACAGUACUGGCACCCGGGUGUGGCUAUGUUCCAAAGCACAAUGCCAUAGACGUCUGUGUGAGGUUGUGAGGCACAGCUCUUAAUGAAGCAGGCAGGUACAAGGGCUUUAGGUCUGUGCUUAUUGAGCCGUGACAGACGAGAACCGGGUUAAGAUGUCGGGCUGAUCCUGCUGGAGAAACGCAUCUACUGCAGUCCAGAGACAAACUGGAAGUCUUGUAGUUAAGAUCGUAAUCCGCGUAGUGCACUGUACUCACUGUUAUCAUGACAGUACAUUACACUCCAUCACUAGCCAAUCAGAAGCGAGGGACACAGCAAUGGAGAGGCGGUGACAUCGUGUUUAACCGCAAACUAAAGAAACUCCAUUCAACGUGGGAUCUACUUUUACUCCAGACUUCACUGAAGGGGUUGCGUUAGGGAUUCUAGAUUUAGCACUGCUGGGGUUUAAUAGCUGAGGGGUGAAACUGCCAGCGGGAGAUGAGAGUGACCGCUGUAUUGUUUUGUAAGGUGAGAGUGUUUUUUGCUUCUAUGGUUUGGGGUUAUUUUACGAGUUUUGUUUUUAAACCUUGCUUGCUAGGGCAGGGUCAAAAUAAAUCUAACAAAUAUUUGUUUUAAAAUUAAGUCACAAUAACAUUUAAUGUUUCGUUUUGGUAGCCAUACACACAGCAAGCCGUUUUCAAGUAUGUUUUCGAAGACCUGUCGGUUCUAGUUGUUCAUGUGGGGAUGAGUGCUUGCUGGGUUUCCAGUGUCUGUAUGCAACACUGCCCAAAUUAGUAUGGAAUAUAAUUAUUGUACAGGUCUAUGGGGGCGGGGGGAAUUUGGGGAGAAUAUGACAAUCAGUUACUGUAUAUUUGAAAGGAUGGGUCAUAAAUUCUUGUUUUGUUUUGUUAAGUCCAUGGUACUGAACUGUGCCUGUGCAUGGGCAGUGCUGUAUUAAACAGGACUGGGGAAGUCA